Danio aesculapii is the source of this 7557-nucleotide messenger RNA. It is a transcript of the gene unc5db, whose product is annotated as unc-5 netrin receptor Db. The record is from RefSeq and is a predicted model, not a curated record. Gene Ontology annotation, cellular component: membrane. NCBI's taxonomy places the organism in Eukaryota, Metazoa, Chordata, Actinopteri, Cypriniformes, Danionidae. Gene Ontology annotation, biological process: netrin-activated signaling pathway. The transcript is spliced from 17 exons. The coding region runs from base 180 to 2981 and encodes 933 amino acids. Gene Ontology annotation, molecular function: protein binding; netrin receptor activity.
CAAGCAGGCGCGGUGCCUGAAGUUCAGCGCGCCGGAAUGAUGAUGUCUGCAGAUCGUCCAGAAACAAGUCAGACCAUUAAAGUGAAAGAGACCGCUAGAGCAAAAAAUAAGGAGCUGUCACAACAUGAUAAAAAUGGACGCAAUCAGCCCUUAAAAUGACUGAGAGAAACUGAACAGAAAUGGGAAGUACCAGGAAGAGAGCACGGCUCUUUUUGGAGAUCAUCACGGUUCUCGCACUCUGUGCACCGCACGCCAGCGGUCGAGGAGCCGUCGGUGAUGCCCUUGCUGAUUCCCUGUCAUCAGUUGGUGGGACGUUACCUCACUUCCUGCAAGAGCCCGAGGAUGCUUACAUAAUCAAAAACAACCCGAUUAAGCUGCGCUGCCGUGCCACCCCAGCCCUGCAGAUAUUCUUCAAAUGUAAUGGGGAAUGGGUACAUCAAAACCAGCAUUCCUCACAAGAGUACAUGGACCAAAACACUGGGGUAAAAAUCUGCGAAGUGACGAUCAAUGUUACCAGGCAGCAGGUGGAGGAUUUUCAUGGACCGGAAGACUACUGGUGCCUGUGUGUGGCCUGGAGUCAUCUAGGAACAUCCAAGAGCCGCAGAGCCACCGUGAGGAUAGCCUACCUCCGCAAGAACUUCGAGCAGGAUCCUCAAGGGAAGGAAGUGCCAAUCAAGGGCAUGAUUGUGCUACAUUGCCGUCCCCCAGAGGGAGUGCCCAUGGCAAAGGUGGAGUGGUUGAAAAAUGAAGAACUGGUCAGCGCACUUGAAGAUGACAACAUCGACACUCGUGCUGACCACAAUCUGAUCAUCAAUGAAGCCAGACUUUCUGACUCGGCCAACUACACCUGCCUCGCCACUAACAUUGUCGCAAAAAGACGCAGUACUACAGCUACUGUAGUUGUGUUUGUGAACGGCGGUUGGUCUCUGUGGACUGAGUGGUCUUCCUGCAGUGUGAACUGUGGGAGAGGAGUUCAGAAACGCUCUCGGACCUGCACGAACCCUGCCCCUCUGAACGGAGGAGCUUUCUGCGAGGGCAUGUCUGUCCAGAAGAUCGCCUGCAAUGCAGUCUGUCCAGUGGAUGGAGUUUGGGAGGAGUGGAGCGAGUGGACGAUGUGUAGUGCGCAGUGUGAGAGACAGCGAUGGAGGGAGUGCAACGAUCCUCCACCUCGUCACAGAGGCAAGAUGUGUGAGGGAGAAGGUCAAAGCACAGAGAACUGCACUGGAGGAUUGUGCACACAAAAUGGAAAGCUGAUGCAUGAUGUUAAGCCACAGAGCAUGGAGAGCUCAAUGGAUGUAGCGCUGUACUCCGGUUUGGCUGCGGGUGUGAUCGCUGUGGUCGUCCUUAUCGUGGCCAUUACCCUCUACAGGAAGAGCCAGAGUGAGUAUGGAGUGGACGUCAUUGACUCAUCAGCUCUCGCUGGAGGAUUCCAGUCCUUCAACUUCAAAACCACCAGACAGGGCAAUCCACUUCUACUGAAUUCCUCCAUGCAGCCUGAUAUAACCGUCGGCCAGACCUACAGCAGCCCAAUCUGCUUUCAGGACUCCAUCGACAAAGAGCUCUUUGACCCCUUGCCCGACAAGGUCAAAGUUCAGAGCUCCUUUAUGGUUUCACUAGGUGUGGCAGACCGGGCCGAGUACCACGUGAAAGCCCAUCCACAAACCCUCCCUGCAAACCUUCACCCGAACUACAGCAUGGUAGAAGGAAAGAAGAUGGCUACAAUGGCUCCCAAUGGACUUCAAACAACCGGGAAGAUUCAGUUGAAGACAAGCGCUCUGUUUGGACACCUGGGUGGCCGAUUAGUCAUUCCAAAUGCAGGAGUGAGCUUGCUGGUUCCUCAUGGGGCAAUUGCUGAUGACACCUCUUGGGAAAUGUACAUGCUCAUAAAUCAAGGAGAGACUAGUGCCCAAUCAGAGGAGAGGUGUGAGAUUCUGCUGGGGCCAGAGAUCACAUAUGGACCUCCGGGCCUAAGCCUGUCCUGUCCUGUUGCCAUGACGAUAGCUCAUUGUGCUGAAGUCAGCGCCGAAAACUGGAACAUUAAACUCAAGAGACAAACCAAGGACAACAAGUGGGAGGAAAUAAUGUCAGUAGAUGAUGAAUCAACCUCCUGCUAUUGCCUGAUGGACUCACAUAGCUGUCACUUGUUGCUGGAUCAGCCGGGCUGUUAUGCGCUGGUGGGGGAGCCAGUCACCGAUGCCGCCAUAAAGAGACUAAGGAUUGCUGUGUUUGGCAGUAUGGAGGCUUCCUCUAUGGACUACAGCCUGCGAGUGCACUGUGUAGACGAUACGCCACAUGCCUUUCAGGGAGUGGUCACAGCUGAAACCUGCAGAGGAGGUCAGCUUUUAGAAGAGCCCAAGACGCUGUUCUUCAAAGGAAACUGCCUCAGUCUGCAGGUGUCCAUCCAGGAUAUUCCUCAGUUUCUGUGGAGCAUCAAACCCUUCACCACCUGUCAGGAAUUCUCCUUCACCCAAGUGUGGUAUAGUAACCAGCAGCCUGUGCACUGUGCCUUCUCACUGCAGAGACAUAGCACCGCCACCAACCAGCUCUCCUGCAAGAUCAGUGUGCGGCAGGUCAAAGGUCACGAGCAGAUCCUGCAGGUCUACACCUCAGUGGGAGAGAAUGAGAAAGAGACAGUCCCAUUUUUUAUGCAGGCAGAUUGCACGGUGACUUCACAGACAGGGGCCAAAGCCUUCAAAAUCCCCCUGUCCAUUCGUCAGCGGAUCUGCACCACCUUCGAUACUGCCAACGCCAAGGGCAAGGACUGGCAGCUCUUAGCUCAGAAACUCCACAUUCAGAGGAAUCUGUCCUACUUCACCAAACAGAAAAGUCCCUCUGCUGUCAUUCUCAGUCUCUGGGAAGCCAGACAUCAGGACAGCGGAGAUCUUGACUCGCUCGCAAGUGCUUUGGAGGAGAUUGGAAAGAUUCACUGUAAAAGUCUGCCUCAGAGUCCAGAUGAGAACGAAACAGACUUUACGUUUUGAGGGACGACGGAAAACUACAUGUGCUCCACCAGACGCAACUCAAUUUGGAGUCCAAGUGGACGAAGCUGAGGUGUAUCCAGUCUGAGAGGAGACCUGGAACAGAUGCGAGCGGUCACUUAUCUGUACAUGUGCAAAGUUGGAAUGAAUUUGGCAAAGCUUCGACGUCAGAGUGCCAAGCCAUCGCAUCUUACACAAAAUUCCGCCUUAGUCUUUCCUGUUUGUUUUUUAAUUGUGUGGGAUUAGAUUGGUGCAGGCUUUUCUUGUGCAUCUUUUCCAACAGUUGCACAGUAAUUAGACCCAAUCUACAUGUAACUACUGACGUGUGCUUUGUUUGCACUAUAUGAUGUUUCGAGAAGGCAAGAGAGGGAAAUACACUCCUGCCUUUUUUGCUCAUCACACAGUGUGAACGUGGCUCACCAUGUUCUUUUAUUUCCAUUGUUGUUUUAUUGCCAUUUUGCUGUCCUAAUAGGAUCAGCUGAUGAAUAACAUGAGGUAUUCUAACUUUGUUUUCAGCUGUGGCAGAGUGACUGCACAGUAGAAAUGAAUCUCAUUUAUGCAGGUUAGGGGCUAAAAAUCAAUUACGUUCCUCGCUCUGAAAAUGCAUAACCCACCCGUGUGCUCGAAUGCAUUACUGUUCCUGUGAGCAAAUAUGAGUCAUCGGGAACAGAGAGCAUCACUGUAUCAUGCCUUUUAUAUAGAGCGUCAGGCUUGAGACUAAUAUUGACCAAAAGCAGGGUUUGCUUAGGCCAUGCAAACGGCAGAACAUCCCUUUUGUUAACACUUCUGGCUUUCUUUUGAAAUGCGGCUGAAAAGGAAGAGACUUCUGUAAAACGAAGCCUGUCUUAUCUCCUCUGACCAAAUUCCUCUGUGCGGCGUCAAACACAAUAGGGGAACAUGUGCCGCUGAGCAGGGAGAGUUAUAAUUAAGGUCUGAUAAAAGGAAAGCAGCUAUGUGGGGGAAAAUGCCGUCAAGUACAGGAGAGAAAAAAAGUUAUGUUCUUCUUUUCAAGUCAUCUAUCUCAUUAACCUUCUCUCUCUAACUGAAAUGCCUCCAAGAGCUCAUUUAAGUUGUGUUUUUAGAAGUGGUUUCUUGGUUCUUAAAGGAAAAUGAUACGUUUUUGAUUCACUUUGCAUUCAUACUGUCAUUUGAAACAGAACUUACUGGACAUCCAAUACAAUGCUAUGUGUGGGGUUGAACCGACGAAUGAAAAGGAGUCAAAACAGCUCCAGGAAUUCCUCCAUCACAAUCAUAAAUGAAGGUCUGCUCCUUUGCGCAUCUCUCAUGCUUGUAUUGAAUUGUAAUUGGCAACGUUGUGGAUGUGGCAAGAAAAAAAAGGUAUGCAUGAACAUUCUGUCCUAUUAAGGGUGGCAUCUUAUGACAUAUUAUCGUAUUUUUGGUUCAUUUUGUGUUCAUAUUUUAGCUGAACUGCACCGGAGUUGGAGCGAAGUGGACCAAAUUGUAGGGCUGGGUGAUUUGGCCUAAAAUCUAAAUCUUGAUUAAUUGAACAUUUUGACUCGAUUACGAUUAAUGAACGAUUAUUUUAUUUGUUUAUUUUAAUUAUUUUUUUGCCCUCAGAGUUCACUGACAGGUUUUGUACAGUAAAUAUGCGCACAUUUUACAAGUGAGAGAUUUUUGAAUGAAGGGUGCACUGCUUGAUUUUAAAAUAAUUGAAGGAAACACACACUAUCUACUAUCUAUGAUUAUUUAUUGACCUUCAAUGUUAAACAACUGAAAUUAAAACACACAAUGCCUAAAACCAACAGUCACUUUUUUCUUAUUAAAAAGGGGAAAAAUAAUUGUACUUUUGGAAAAAAAAUGUAUUAUUUUAAAUGUUUUUAAAAGUAGAAAAUAUAAUUUUUUUGUAAUUGAAAAUAUGCCGUCUCAAGGCAUAUCUGGCGCAGCUUCCAAUAAUCCUCACUGAAACGCAAACACGCAACGUGUAGUUAAAUUUUACAAAAGGUGCACGGGUAUGUGACCGCGAGAAAGCUGCGCUGAACCAUACUUGUGCGUUUGAUGCAGAAGUAUGAAUCAGCCUUAAAGGGGUGGUCAAUGGUGUAUUUUUAAGGCCUGGUUGUGUUUAUAAGAUGCAAAGCAAUGUGUGCUCAUGCUUCACUUGUAAAAAAAUCAAGUAAUUUUUUUAUAUUUCUUUGAUUAUAUACAGCUACUCAGCAAACAUGAAAACAACUGUCAUAUUUCCUAGCUCCCCUGAAAGGCCUGCCUUCAAGAGGCUCUGAUUGGUCAGAUAACAAUGUGUUGUGAUUCGUGGAUUGGCUCCAUGUCACGCCCCUACAAGCACGCACUUUUGCGUUGUUUAAAAAGUCCAGUCAGAGAAGCUGUUAGCAGAGUUAGCUGCCUGAAUCAGACAGAAAAAUCAAGAGCACACAGUUGAACCUCACGCCUGCUCUCUAAAAUAAAAUUUGACAAGUGUCUUUCACAUAUAUUCAAAAUAAGCAUGUGUAAGUAAUAUAAAAUGAUCUCAUAUCUUUUGCGAGUUUGUUAUCUGAGAUGUAGCAGCAUGGAAAGCAGCAGCAUAGAGAGACACUGCAGCGCUGGUAAAGAGUGUGGGUGUUUAAAGCAGUUUGAUGGAUAAAUGUGAAUUUGUAGCUAAAUUGUUUUUCCCAAACAGCAUUUCCCAUUGUUUACAUCCUUGUUUACGUCCUCACUACUACAUAUUGUUAACGCUAGGAACUGUGCAUGUAAUAGAUUAAUUUUAACAAAUAAAAAUACUUACAGGUUGUGGCUCACAAUCCACAGCUUCGUCGGUUAGAGUUUUUAGCUGAAUCCAGCACUGAACAAUUUAUUUUUUUAAUUUUCUGGAACAUAAUUAAAAUUAAAUUGUAAGCACUUCUGUGUUUGUGUCGUGUCCUUCAGAAGCCCAAAUACAGCAACAGAACAAGCUCUGUGGAAAUAGCAGCGUUUGGACGGCAUUUUAGCUUUCACUGCUUUAACACUAUAGCGCCUCUGGCCACGCCCCGUUGCUGCGCAGGGUGUGUGCGUAUGGUAAAUGCGCGUAACCUAAAGUGUUUGUGACUUCACAAGCCUGGAUGUAUUUUUUUUGUAGUCCCCAAGCUUUGUUCACUGUAGGCUUUACUAAUCUAAUGUCUCUCUUUGCAUUGAACAAUGAGCAUAUUACAUUGAGAUGUUUUUUUUAUGUUCCCACAGCUACAUUACACAUCAACUAAAGCUUUAAAUAUGAUAUUGUAGUAGACCACCCCUUUAACACAGCAGGAUCAUGUGACUCCACAAGCGGUAGGGAACGUAAUUGAAAAAAAUUGACCUGGAAAAAUUCGAUCAAUUAUAGGUUCUGAAUGUCAAUUUCGAUUACGUUUCAAUUAAUCACCCAGCCCUACCAAAACCCCUUUUCAGCAGUUUCUGUCCACUUUUUUUUUUCUGCACAGAGGUUUAGAUGGCAUCAGCCACACUUAUUUAGAUUAAUCACUCUAAUCUAAACAAACCUGGCAAUUGUUAAACACCACUAGUUAAAAAAAGUAUUUCUUACACAUGGAUUUUUUUAUGUUUAAUAUACAUCAUAUUAAGCAUUUAACAAGAUUGGACACCUUACUGGUGGACGCACAACUGUAUCAAACAGCCCCCAAAAUAUUAAUUCAUUUUCUUUUUGGCUUAGUCCCUUUAUUAAUAAGGGGUCGCCACAGAGGAAUGAACCGCCAACUUAUCCAGCAUAUGUUUUACGCAGCGAAUGCCCUUCCAGCUGCAACCCAACACAGGGGAAAAACCCAUACAUUCUUACGUCCACACUUAUACACUACGGCAAAUUUAGCUUAUUCAAUUCACCUAUAGCGCAUGUGUUUGGACUGUGGGGGAAACCAGAGCACCUGGAACAAACCCACAUAAACAUGGGGAGAACAUGCAAACUCCACACAGAAAUGCCAACUGACCCAGCCGAACCAGCAACCUUCUUGUUGUGAGGCCCCCAAAUUAUAUUUUUUCUCAUUAUUCUUUACUAUUUUUAUAUAAGUAUUUUAUAUAAUAUUUGAUUUAAACAUGUCAUUAAUUUAUCCGGAAUCUCUUUUCUUAAUAUUCACAUUCAUGUCCAAACAAUGGAGGGUUAAGUUAUGCGUUAAAAAGUACAGAAAUGAUUCUAGCAAAAAUGUAUAUGUAAUUCUAGAAAAUGGCUAUCAAACCAAACUUCUGAUUUUGCCCUAUUAUAGUGGACUGCUUUAAUAGUGGUACUGUUUGAUGAACUAGUACAAAAGCCUUCAAACGAUAAGUUACCAAUACUGUUUAUCUGACCAACAUCCAUGUUAUACUUAGGCCUUUGCUUCAAAUUAUGAUUCUUGUGCCUUGUAUAACUUCUGUAAAUGGUGAAUGUUGUACAGGUUAAAAAGACGGUUCCGAAUCAUGCAAACGUACUGUAAGAUAUCAGUUAAAAAGAAAACACUAUAUAACACUGAUAUGCAGGGGUCAAGAGCUUUUCUAGUGCUAAAUAUACUUGUUUGGUAUUGCCAGGCCAGCUUUGUGGUAUAUUGUAUGUAUGAUUAUGAACAUUUUGGAUGUUUUCUGUACAGUAGAGUUUGCUGAUGUAUAUGCAGUCUUUUGGAAAUAAACGUACAGCUGA